Molecule: messenger RNA, 486 nt
Organism: Hansenula ciferrii
Lineage: Eukaryota; Fungi; Ascomycota; Saccharomycetes; Phaffomycetales; Wickerhamomycetaceae
Gene: SKP1
Product: SCF ubiquitin ligase subunit SKP1
Exons: 1
Coding region: 1-486 (161 amino acids)
Biological process (GO): mitotic cell cycle; SCF-dependent proteasomal ubiquitin-dependent protein catabolic process
Cellular component (GO): cytoplasm; nucleus
Molecular function (GO): cullin family protein binding
Source: RefSeq, a predicted model, not a curated record
AUGUCAGAAAUUACACUUACUUCAUCAGAUAAUGAAUCAUUUAAAGUUGAAAAAAAAAUUGCCGAAAGAUCAAUUUUAAUUAAAAAUAUGAUUGGUGAUUUAGCUGGUGAUGAUGAUGAUGGAUUUGAAAUUCCAAUUCCAAAUGUUCGUUCAACUGUUUUAAAAAAAGUUAUAGAAUGGGCUACACAUCAUAAAGAUACAAGUUUCCCAGAUGAUGAAGAUGAAGAUUCAAGAAAAUCUGCUCCAGUUGAUGAAUGGGAUAAGGAAUUUUUAAAAGUUGAUCAAGAAAUGUUAUAUGAAAUCAUCUUGGCUGCUAAUUAUUUAAACAUUAGACCUUUAUUAGAUGCUGGUUGUAAAGUUGUUGCUGAAAUGAUUAGAGGUAAAUCACCAGAAGAAAUUCGUCGUACCUUUAACAUUGUUAAUGAUUUUUCACCAGAAGAAGAAGAAGCUAUUAAACGUGAAAAUGAAUGGGCUGAAGAUCGUUAA